UUCGAAAACGGAUUGUACCCCGGCUUUGUUCUCUAUUCUGCGGCAACUGGUCGAUAAAUCGUGCGGCCAGGGUGUCCGAAUGACCGCUUCGGAUGACAUUUCGGGAUCUUUACGAUGCCUGGUUCGACGCUGGUGGCUUGUUUCAUAAGGAAUAUCGUUUACGGGACUAAAUCCGAUAGCAAACAGCUAUCGGACCCCAGCUACGACUCGAACCGCGGUGACAUCGCUGCAGGAUCCGUUCAGGGCCUCUGUGCUGUGAUGAGUUCCGUUUCCCUGACGACGGCCACCUUCACAUCCAGCUCCGAGAAGCUGAGCAAGAGCAACAAGUCCAAGAAGCAGGAGCUGCUCAAGAAUUUCACAAGGAGCUACAGCCUGACCAGCAGCAGUUGCAACAACAGCGAAGCAGCCUUCAAGUCGUUGUCUACAGAGAGGAGGUUUUCGUUCGAUGAUAUACUGGACGAAAAAGAAGAGGACGUCCGUCCAGAAAGAACUUCUUCCCUGUCUCAGCUCCUAGACUUGGACUCCUCCGACACCGACGUCAAAGUCGAACACAAGAGUCGCGACUUCUUUCGGCAGUCGUCGCGGACGUCAUCCACGGAGACCGUCUCUAGCGAAGGACACAGAACCAAGAUGUUCACAAAAAAGAUCACGCAGGACAUGUCUUCCUCCCUGUCCUCCUUGUCCUCGAAAGUCACGGUAUCGUCGAAAGCAGCAUGUUCCAAGUCUUCCCAAUCAGCUCAAAAUCUUCAUCAAACAGGUGUUCCUGAAAGUAGAGGCUGCUAUAUGUCGCAGUUCCUGAACCGCAAGAAAAACGGCUCUCCCUGCCCCGUAAGCCCCAGUAGACCUCCUCAAGUGCCCAAACCUCAGCCGGACAAAAUCCAAGAGGAUCUAGACCUCCUAAUGCAAGGCGACGAAUCUCCAGAUAGGGCGCUGGCCAUGGGCCGGAUCAUCGCCCGGAUGGACGCGCACAUCGAGACCCUGAAGAUAACCACGACGAGGAAAGAGAUCCUAGAGAACCUGGCCACGAUGAAUGACCUCAUCCGUAAAUCGUGGGCCGUGAGUACGGUCGGGUACGACCUCGGUUCCAGCUUGUGCAAGAGCAUGCUUACAAAUGGUGCCAUGGACAUCUUGCUUCGGAACUUCGACUCGGACGAUGGUCACAUCCAAUUCGAAAGUGCCCGACUGCUGGAACAGUCUCUCAUCACGUGCAACCGGGAACACAUUGUCAAGCACGGCCUGGAGACUGUCGUGCGCGUCGCCUGCGAAUGUGCCAGAUCACCGUGUGCGGAACGAUCUAGAAUCGGCGUGGGAAUCCUGGAGCAUCUUUUCAAAAACUCAGAAGAAACUUGCAAGGAAGUCAUCCGGCUCAAAGGCCUGACGUCCAUCAUUCACACCUGCAGAAAUACCGAUGUCGAAACCCUGAGGCAUGGUGCUGCUGCUUUGGCUAACUUGUCCCUGCACGGAGGGCCUGAAAACCAGGAGGCCAUGAUUCAACACAAGGCACCUGAAUGGUUGUUUCCGCUAGCUUUUCAUGUCGACGACAACAUCAAGUAUUACGCUUGUUUAGCGAUCGCAGCGCUGGUAGCCAACAAAGAGAUAGAGGCGGCGGUCCUUCGCUCGGGAACGUUGGAUCUAGUCGAGCCUUUUGUGACCACGCACACCCCUGAUGAGUUCGCCCAGAGCACGGUGGCGCACGUGCAUGGCCAGUCCCAGAACUGGCUGCGGAAGCUGGUGCCAGUUCUCCAAAGUAAAAGGGAAGAGGCCAGAAGCCUGGCCGCCUUCCAUUUUGCCAUGGAGGCUGGCAUCAAGAAGAGACAGAACAAGACUAAAUUGUUCCACGACAUCGGUGUGAUCGAGCCCCUCAAGAAAGUGGCCAGUUCUCCCAAUAACAUGGCUUCCAAGUACGCUGCCCACGCUCUGCAGCUGAUAGGAGAGCCCGUCCCACACAAGCUCUCCCAACAGGUGCCGCUAUGGACAGUCGAAGACGUAGUCGAAUGGGUCAAACAGAUUGGCUUCCCUCAAUGUUGCAACGAGUUUUUGAACAGCAGAGUAGAUGGCGAUUUGCUUCUGCAACUAACAGAAAAAUCACUGGAAAUGGACAUAGGAAUAUCUAAUGGAAUUCUGAGAAAAAGGUUCCUCCGCGACCUGAACCAACUUAAGAAGCUGGCCGACUACUCGUCUUGCGACCCCUCGGCCCUGGGGGCCUGGCUUCAGGGCGUGGGCCCGGAGUUCUGCCAGUACACCUACCAAAUGCUCCUGAGCGGAGUCCACGCAGGGAACCUCAGGGACCUGUGCCCCGAACAGUUGCAGAGCGAGUGCGGGAUCGCCAACAGUAUACACAGGAUGAAGCUUUCCCAAGCCAUCAAAGGCAUGCACUGUAAUCGAAAUGACUUCGAAUCUGAUGACGAUGUGAACCACAAAAGUUUAGAUGUCUUCAUCAGUUACAGACGAUCAAAUGGCUCUCAGUUAGCGAGCCUACUUAAAGUCCAUCUACAGCUGAAGGGGUUCUCCGUUUUCAUCGACGUGGAACGAUUGGAAGCUGGAAAAUUCGACAGCAACCUGCUCCAGAGCGUCCGGCAGGCCAGGCACUUCAUCCUGGUACUGACGCCGAACGCACUCGACCGCUGCAUCGAUGACGUCGAAUGCAAGGACUGGGUGCAUCGGGAGAUAGUGGAAGCUGUCAACAGUGAAUGCAACAUCAUCCCGAUUAUGGACAACUUUAAAUGGCCGGACCCGGACUCUCUGCCUGAAGAUAUUAGGACUAUCCCUAAUUUUAACGGAGUCAAUUGGAGUCACGAUUACCAAGACGCAUGCGUGGACAAACUGGAAAGGUUCAUGCGGGGAGAAUCCUGUUCCCGGAUGGAGGGAUCCUUUAGCAAACCCCACGGCAUUGGGACUGUACCGCGCUCCCUGCCGCACAACAGCUACCACCGCAGCAACAGCAACGACAGCGAUAGCAACAGUAGGUGAAGCGAGCCUGCAAAAGUGCAUCAAACUGAUGACGCCCCACCUGUGAUUUGUAAAAAGAGAGGAAAAAUAGUCUUCUGUCAUUCAGUUUCAUCGUUUUUUUAAUUUUUUUCUACUUGAAAAAAGCUAUCAAUUACACCAAUCACUGCAUCAAACUAGUAGGCGAUCUGCUAUCCAAGUUAGUUAGUUCAAAAACGGCACGAUUGAAAUCCGUCUUUCAUAGCAAUAUUUCAGAGGCGCCAUCUAUGAAAAGACUCACUAACUCGAGCGGUUGAGCUCGCCUGUUACACUUAUAUCUAAAUAAUUUACUAUCACAAUAGAACCUCUUUCAGACGGACAAAGUAUUUUAACGCUAAUGAUGCAUGAGAUUUUGUACUACAUCAAUUUAUUCGAAACUUUGUGUGCUCUUGAUAAAACGAAAAAAUGUUGGCUGUUUACUUCCACAAACAGAGUUUUCUGUUGAAAAUAUCCAGAACCUCCAUCAGCAAGUAUAGUACAGUACAUCAGGAAGUGAUACAUUUUCCUUAACUAAGAACAAGAAAGUACUGAAGUUCAUUUUAUUUUGUCAGAUACGCCAACAACUAUGAGUGUUCAUUGUUCACGUGUACCGUCCGCCCGAGUCAUUUAAGCCUACAUGAUUUUUUUUUAUUAACUGCAAUGCUAAUGAUGAUGAUAUAAAUUAUUUCUUUACCAAAGAGAAACGGGCAAACUGAUUUUAUGUACGAAUCUUAUUGCUCUCAAUCUGCUUUGGUUUUAAAUAUACAGGGUGUUCCGUUUUA
Messenger RNA from Uloborus diversus, 3746 nucleotides. RefSeq names its product NAD(+) hydrolase sarm1-like. Gene Ontology annotation, molecular function: NAD+ nucleosidase activity; protein binding; signaling adaptor activity. Bases 115 to 2970 code for a protein of 951 amino acids. NCBI's taxonomy places the organism in Eukaryota, Metazoa, Arthropoda, Arachnida, Araneae, Uloboridae. The transcript is spliced from 14 exons. The record is from RefSeq and is a predicted model, not a curated record. Gene Ontology annotation, biological process: negative regulation of MyD88-independent toll-like receptor signaling pathway; signal transduction; response to axon injury. Gene Ontology annotation, cellular component: dendrite.